AUGUUAGGCUUCAACGUGCACGACGGGUGCCUGGAGGCGAUGGUGCACGGCUACAAGGAUGGGUUUCUGCGGCAGGAGGAGUAUAACAGUUUGGCGCAGUGUGACUCUCUCAACGACUUGAAGUCCCAACUGCAGGUGACUGACUACGGCAACUUCCUGCAGCAGGACGGCCAACUCACCCCGCGCGUGAUUGUGAACCGGGCGCAGGAGCAUCUUGUGCGGCAGCUGCGUGAGCUGCGGGAGUGGGCGGCCCCGCCGCUCUCGCAGUUCCUUGACUUCAUCGUCUACGAGCACAUGAUAUCGAACGUGCUGAAGCUUGUCAUCGCGAAACGCAGCGGCCGAGGGACUCUUGAGCUGCUGACGAAGUGCCACCCGCUCGGAUGGUUUCCAGAGCUUGCCUCCCUCACCGCCGCCGCCGACGUGCAGGAGAUGUUUCAGGUGGUUCUCAUCGACAGCCCUAUCGGCCGCUUCUUUAGCGCCGAGGGUGACUUCGAGCGGGACCUGGACGAGCUCCCGGUGGAGUACAUCCGCGGGGUACUGAUGCGCAACUACCUGGAGCAGUUCUACGACUUCUGCCGCGAGCUUGGCGGCGAGACGGCGGCGGUGAUGUGCCCGCUGCUUGACUUCGAGGCGGACCGCACCGUGCUGACCUUCGCUGUGAACACGAUGGGGCUGCGGGAGAUGCACGCGUCGGACCGCCUCAAACUUUUUCCGAACGUCGGCACCCUCGUCGACAUCCACGGCGACAUCGCGGAAGCGGAGGGGAUUGAGCAGCUGCGGGAGCGACUGCGGCGCUUCGCUGAUUUGCACGAGCUCUUCGACGACGGCAGGGGCGGCGGCGGCGUUGUGGACGCGGGGCGGCAGUCCGUUGAGAAGCGCUUUGUAGAGCGGUCCGUCGUGUUUUACAGGGAUGCCAUGACACGGCAGUUUCAGUACGGCGUCUUUUACGCUUGGGUGAAGCUGCGAGAGCUGGAGGUGAACAACCUGCAGUGGAUUUCCGACUGCAUCGUGCAGCGCAUGAUGCACCGGGUGCAUGAGUACGUCAACAUUGUGUAG
Molecule: messenger RNA, 1056 nt
Organism: Trypanosoma rangeli
Lineage: Eukaryota; Euglenozoa; Kinetoplastea; Trypanosomatida; Trypanosomatidae
Product: vacuolar ATP synthase
Exons: 1
Coding region: 1-1056 (351 amino acids)
Biological process (GO): vacuolar transport; proton transmembrane transport; vacuolar acidification
Cellular component (GO): proton-transporting V-type ATPase, V0 domain; vacuolar proton-transporting V-type ATPase complex
Molecular function (GO): proton-transporting ATPase activity, rotational mechanism
Source: RefSeq, a predicted model, not a curated record